Messenger RNA from Ruditapes philippinarum (Manila clam), 1114 nucleotides. RefSeq lists its product as uncharacterized. The transcript has 4 exons. NCBI's taxonomy places the organism in Eukaryota, Metazoa, Mollusca, Bivalvia, Venerida, Veneridae. Bases 152 to 958 code for a protein of 268 amino acids. The record is from RefSeq and is a predicted model, not a curated record.
UAUAAAAGCAGUAUCUAUAUCACAAGCAUCACAGCAAUUAAUGAGCGUCAUGGUCAUUGAUGUGUCAAUUAUAAGCAUUUAAAGACUAUCUUAUUAAUUUAAGGAAGUUCAGUUGAUGUAUGUACAACAUACAUUUGAAUUGUGAUUCAAAAUGAUUUUGGGAUUGUCAUUUUACAUAUUCCUCCUCAUAUGCCUGGGUAUGGUUUGGAUUGGUAAUGCACAUGUCUUACCCAAAGGUUUCCAUCUAAGCAAUUCAUGUCAGCCUCGUUGUCAGUCAGGAAAAACAUGUGUUGUGUAUAGGGGAAAUGACGGCAAUGCUCAUGUAACAUGUAAACGAAUCGAUCCCCAUAAAGUCGUUUUAGAUGGCACCUUCAUAGUUUCUGCUCCAGCUCUAAACAGACCUUUAAACGAUUUGACCUUAGUUAGUCAAAAUACUGCUUAUGAAAAGAACAUCGUCGAUUUCGGAUCAUUAAUAAAACCAUUACCAGACAUUGGUGUAGAAACGGCUACUGCAAAAGACGCCAUCAUAUCCAAUCCAGAAGGUUUACUGAAUAGCAUUACAACCUUCGCUGAUUCCAUAAGGCAAGAUUUCAAAAACGAAUUAGGAUCUAUUGAUAACAGACCUCAGCUAUUUAACCCUGCUACCUUUGCUAAAAAUGUAAACGAUUUUCCUCUUUUCAAGAACCUUCCUUCACCAGAACAUAACAAAGGUAACGAAAGAAAACGAUCAAAAUUUGAAGGUUUAACACUUGUAAGGAACGCCGACGGCGGUGUUGUUUUCCGACGCAUCGGUGCUUCUCCACACCACCAAUCAUCAAGUCAAGGUCUGAAUGUGGAAAUUAUAUCUAUUGAAAACAGAAAUGUUUCAGACUCUUCAAAUUUUGAAAAGGGUCAUACUAGUCAAAAACCGAUACCUCCACAAACUCUUGAGAAGAAGAAAUCAGCUGAACGUAAGUAAUACAUUAUACUUUUAAAUGGAUCUUAUGGAUCUUACGCCGACAUACAUACUGUUAUUCCCCAAUAAGGAGAGAUUUUGUAUGUACAACAAAUUCUUAACUGUUUGAUAUAUUUCUUGUAGAACUUUUUUAAUAUAAAUAACUUAAUUGUUAUUUUA